AUGGACCAAAGUUUCAGAACAAUUUCUCGUACGGGAGAUGUCAGUGAAUUGUAUAAAUUGAUUCAAAGAGAUGGAAAUGUUUUGAGGUGCUUCGAUGAAGUGGAGUUUAUCGAGACUCCUUUACAUGUAGCUGCAGAUGAAGGGUGCAUCGGGUUCGCAAUGGAGAUGAUGAAGCUGAAGCCGUCAUUUGCUAGGAAGCUAAACCAACAAGGUUUGAGCCCCAUUCACCUUGCAUUGGAAAAGGGGCAUAAAGAGAUGGUGCUUCGUUUCCUACAAAUGGAUAAAGAUCUUGUUCGUGUCAGAGGGAAGAAUGGUGAGACUCCGUUGCACUACAUUAGUAAAGUUGGAAACCAUGAUAGUCUGUUGGACAGAUUUUUGAAGGCUUGUCCUGAUUGUAUCCGAGAUGUUACAACUGAGAAUCGCAGUGCUUUGCAUAUUGCAACGGAAAACAACAGAUUGGAUGUUGUUCAGAUGCUUAAACUACUAUUAAGUUGCAAGGCUGAUAAGCAUGCCACCAAUCAAUCCGGUUUAACCGCACUGGGUGUUGCAGAACAACAUAAUAACAGAGAAAGCAUCAGAAUUCUGCGUGGUUGCUUUAUUCCUGGAGUUUCAAACAUUAAAUAUGAGUGGGAGAAACAAGUCGUCAAGUAUGUCGCAAAAGCAUCAUCAAUAAUUUUUAACGAUUUGGAUAAUAUAUCAAGCGAUGACCGCAAUGCCUUACUUGUAGUUUUAGGGCUGCUUCUAACAGGAACCUACCAAGCCACUCUUAGCCCACCUGGUAGUGUUUCGCAGGGUGACGAUACCUCAUCACGAGGGAAAUCAGUACUUGCUCAAACUGAUUUUCUUCUUUUCUAUAUUCCAACCUAUGUUGUGUUCAUGGUAACCUUUUUCCUAAUACUAGCCCUGCUUAAACCUUUUCCCCAUGGUUUCAAGAAAACAAUUCAAGUACUACUUGCUUUCUUCGCAAUAUGCUUCGACCAAUCGAUAUCUUUCAUAGCCCCAACUGAUUUUGCACUUAAAGUUAUGGAAGUAUUUACGCUAUUGUUUUUUGUUUUAACAUUGGUCAUGUUUUUUACUGAUCGGGUGUCAAAACCCAGUGUUGCAAUUUUGGGAUGUUGGUUAACUCCUUCAGAAUUGUUUGACUUUGUUAAAGGAAUUCCUCCUGAUGUUGACACACUAUUUUUAAGAUUAGCAAUUGACGGAUGCUGGUUAUUUCUUUUCGUAAAGGAUGAUUUCUGGGAAGGAACCAUUAUAGUUAUAGGAUAUUGUUCAUACUGUAUUAUGUAUGACGUCAGUUGGGAAGCUCCUCAUUGUUGUCAACGUUGUUGCACUUAA
Messenger RNA from Gossypium raimondii (Peruvian cotton), 1335 nucleotides. Its product is annotated as ankyrin repeat-containing protein BDA1-like. The coding region runs from base 1 to 1335 and encodes 444 amino acids. Gene Ontology annotation, molecular function: protein binding. Lineage: Eukaryota; Viridiplantae; Streptophyta; Magnoliopsida; Malvales; Malvaceae. The transcript has 3 exons. The record is from RefSeq and is a predicted model, not a curated record.